Musa acuminata AAA Group (dessert banana) is the source of this 2654-nucleotide messenger RNA. RefSeq names its product pyrophosphate-energized vacuolar membrane proton pump. Gene Ontology annotation, cellular component: membrane. NCBI's taxonomy places the organism in Eukaryota, Viridiplantae, Streptophyta, Magnoliopsida, Zingiberales, Musaceae. Gene Ontology annotation, biological process: proton transmembrane transport. Gene Ontology annotation, molecular function: inorganic diphosphate phosphatase activity; diphosphate hydrolysis-driven proton transmembrane transporter activity. The transcript has 8 exons. The coding region runs from base 140 to 2440 and encodes 766 amino acids. The record is from RefSeq and is a predicted model, not a curated record.
CCAUCCCCGGCCCUGUCGGAGUUGCACGCGAGCAGGGGAAGCUCUCUAACUCUUCGAAUCACUCGAGUUCGAUCCCUCCGGUUCCGUGAUUCUUGGGCGGUGGAGUGCCGCCAACGACCGGCUUAUAUCAGAUCCGGCAAUGGGGGCGACGAUCCUCCCCGAUCUUCUCACCGAGAUCCUGAUCCCGGCGACCGCCGUCGUUGGGAUCGCGUUCGCCCUGGUGCAGUGGCUCCUGGUCUCGAAGGUGAAGCUAUCGCCCGAGCGGGAGUCAUCCGGGGCCGGAAACAACAAGAACGGUUACUCCGACUACUUGAUCGAGGAGGAGGAAGGGCUUAACAAUCACAACGUGGUCGUCAAGUGCGCUGAGAUCCAGAGCGCCAUUUCGGAAGGAGCUACUUCUUUCCUUGUCACGGAAUAUCAAUAUGUUGGAGUCUUCAUGGCUGUUUUUGCAAUCCUGAUCUUCCUCUUCCUUGGCUCCGUUGAGGGCUUCAGCACAAAGAGCCAACCCUGCACGUACAGCAAGGACAAAAUUUGCAAGCCAGUCCUUGCCAAUGCCAUUUUUAGCACUUUGUCUUUCUUGCUCGGUGCUUUCACCUCUGUGGUUUCUGGUUUUCUUGGUAUGAAGAUUGCAACAUAUGCGAAUGCAAGGACAACUCUGGAGGCAAGAAAGGGUGUUGGAAAGGCUUUCAUCACUGCAUUCCGGUCGGGUGCAGUGAUGGGCUUUUUGCUUGCUGCUAAUGGGCUUCUGGUGCUUUACAUUUCAAUAAACUUAUUCAAGUUGUAUUAUGGCGAUGACUGGGAAGGUCUUUUUGAGGCUAUUACCGGUUAUGGCCUUGGUGGGUCUUCCAUGGCUCUCUUUGGGAGGGUUGGUGGUGGCAUCUACACCAAAGCUGCAGAUGUUGGGGCUGAUCUUGUCGGAAAGGUUGAGAGGAACAUUCCUGAGGAUGACCCUAGGAAUCCAGCUGUUAUUGCUGACAAUGUUGGUGAUAAUGUUGGGGAUAUUGCUGGAAUGGGAUCUGAUCUCUUUGGCUCAUAUGCUGAGUCUUCCUGUGCAGCCCUUGUUGUUGCUUCAAUAUCUUCCUUUGGAAUUAACCAUGAAUUGACUGCAAUGUUCUAUCCCCUGCUGAUUAGUUCCAUGGGUAUUAUUGUUUGUCUGUUUACUACUCUUUUUGCCACUGACUUCUUCGAGAUAAAAGCUGUGAAGGAGAUUGAACCUGCUUUAAAGAAUCAGCUUAUAAUCUCCACUGUUCUGAUGACUGUGGGAGUUGCAAUUGUCAGUUGGAUAGCGCUCCCAUCCAGCUUUACCAUCUUUAAUUUUGGUGUCCAGAAGACUGUGAAGAACUGGGAGCUAUUCUUCUGUGUCGCAAUUGGUUUGUGGGCUGGUCUGGUGAUAGGGUUUGUCACGGAGUACUACACAAGCAAUGCAUACAGCCCUGUGCAAGAUGUUGCUGAUUCAUGUAGAACUGGAGCUGCUACCAAUGUUAUCUUCGGGCUUGCUUUGGGAUACAAAUCCGUCAUCAUUCCCAUCUUUGCUAUUGCUGUCAGCAUCUUUGUUAGUUUUAGUUUUGCUGCAAUGUAUGGUAUUGCAGUUGCCGCUCUUGGAAUGUUGAGCACCAUUGCUACUGGACUUGCAAUCGAUGCAUAUGGGCCUAUCAGUGACAAUGCUGGAGGUAUUGCAGAGAUGGCUGGGAUGAGCCAUAGAAUUCGUGAGAGGACCGACGCUUUGGAUGCUGCAGGCAACACCACUGCUGCAAUCGGGAAGGGUUUCGCUAUCGGUUCAGCUGCCUUGGUGUCCCUUGCACUUUUUGGUGCCUUUGUGAGUCGAUCUGCAAUUUCAACUGUGGAUGUCCUCACACCCAAAGUUUUCAUUGGGCUCCUCGUUGGUGCUAUGCUUCCCUACUGGUUCUCAGCCAUGACAAUGAAGAGCGUUGGUAGUGCAGCCCUUAAGAUGGUUGAAGAAGUCCGUAGGCAGUUCAACAGCAUCCCUGGCCUCAUGGAGGGAAGUGCUAAACCAGACUAUGCAAACUGUGUCAAGAUCUCAACUGAUGCCUCCAUCAGGGAGAUGAUUCCUCCUGGUGCUUUGGUCAUGCUUACUCCGCUCAUUGUCGGCACACUUUUUGGCGUUGAAACUCUCUCAGGAGUCCUUGCAGGCUCUCUUGUUUCUGGAGUCCAGAUCGCCAUCUCCGCAUCAAAUACUGGUGGUGCAUGGGACAACGCCAAGAAAUAUAUUGAGGCUGGAGCUUCAGAGCAUGCCAGGUCCCUCGGUCCAAAGGGAUCAGAUCCCCACAAGGCCGCCGUGAUUGGUGACACCAUCGGUGACCCACUCAAGGACACAUCCGGACCGUCUCUCAACAUCCUCAUCAAGCUCAUGGCCGUCGAAUCGCUUGUGUUUGCUCCAUUCUUCGCCACUCAUGGAGGCCUCCUCUUCAAGUACCUUUAGAAUGCAAAUAAGCAAAAUGCGAGCCGUCUACUUUCACUAGAAACUACUCUUCUCUUCUUCAUUCAGGUCGUUUUUGUUGUCUUCUUCAUCCCAUUCCAUGUUAUACUUCAUUUCCAGUUCUAAAUUUAGCUGUUACGUUGAAAACUCAAUACCUAUUGGAACAAAACAAUCAAAUUUUCCCUUGGCUAUAUUAAUUGCAAUAACUUCUUACUGU